Aedes aegypti (yellow fever mosquito) is the source of this 4716-nucleotide messenger RNA. It is a transcript of the gene Abd-B, whose product is annotated as homeobox protein abdominal-B. The transcript has 8 exons. The coding region runs from base 1171 to 2430 and encodes 419 amino acids. Gene Ontology annotation, molecular function: RNA polymerase II cis-regulatory region sequence-specific DNA binding; DNA-binding transcription factor activity, RNA polymerase II-specific. The record is from RefSeq and is a predicted model, not a curated record. Gene Ontology annotation, biological process: anterior/posterior pattern specification; proximal/distal pattern formation; regulation of transcription by RNA polymerase II. Gene Ontology annotation, cellular component: nucleus. Lineage: Eukaryota; Metazoa; Arthropoda; Insecta; Diptera; Culicidae.
AGUACGAUUUGACGGGUUGUUUGGUGAACACAUGCGUUCAAUUUCGAUGCCGUUGUUCGCGUCCUCGGAUCUCAGUUGGCUUUGCGUCGUGGUUGUUCGGGUGACGCUUUUUCCUCCAAUUCUCGUCAGAGAACCAUCGCCGUGGCCGAAUUAAACCCCACCGAGAUCUGCUUUUCCUAUACGUUGAAACGAAAGAGCCGAGUUGGGUGUAAAAGAGAAACAGUAACUUGAGAGGCGACGAUCGAGCUGUAGAACCCGCUUGGAAAAACGACGCACGGAGAGUGGGCAAAAAAGAAGGAAAAUUAUACGUCCACCAGAGCUUCGAGCAAGUCCCGAACCGAGCAGUCGCAGCCGGGUCCGAACGCGAGUUGAGUUUUUUUUUUCGAGUGCGGCGUUCAAUAAAAAUUUAUAUACUCCAUCAUAAUCGUUUAUCACACUCGGUGAGUGAAGGCAGUGAAAAUCGGAAGCAGCGGAAAAAAAAUCGGUCGGCGAUCAAGAGCAGGUCGAUCCAAGAAGGCCACGGCACACAUUUUCAGUUGUUUAUUUUUUCCGUAUAAUUUGGUUUUAUAGUUUUAGUUAUAUUGUUGCUAUCAAUAUCUAAUAACAUACGAAAGUCGAGAAACAAGUGUAAAAUCAUAACGAUCUAUUAAAAUAUUUAUAACACACAUGCUAGUGCUAAACGAAAGACAAAAGGAAGGUGAUGAGUGGGAUAAGGCGGUUAAAUACGCGUAAAUUUAACACAUCGCAAUAAUCAUAAACGAUAAAUUCAUAAUACGACUGUUGUGCUCCCACCGUGGUCGGUGUAAUGGCCGGAGGAAAACAUCGUUAAUCGAUCGUUUUAAAGAAGUAUAAACAAAUAAUUAGCCGAUUUUAAUAUUCACGUGUUGCCGCACGCGCCUCGACUAAGGAAAUUCGAGUAGAUUGAUCAGGUGUUGCGAUCAGCGUAGAUUCCGGUGACAAGGAACGCCAUAGAAAAGUUUACUGUUCGAGUGAGUGAUUGGGAUUUUGAAUAAAAGUGAUCACAUUGAAUGUUACUGUUUGACAUGACCUGAGGGCUGCAUAAGACGUGUGAAACUGAAUUGUUAAUGGUGUUGAUUGGGCUGACUGUGAUUGGUGAUUGGUUGAAAUAACCGCAAACGUAAGAACAAACAAGUUGAAACCGAACGAGUUAUGAUUAUUAAAAAAGAAAGUAAUGAUAAUCACUACUCGUCGCUCAGAGUUAGUGAUUUGCUCAUAAGGAAGAACAUACCCAACAUACUAGGACGAAGCGGAAUCCUGGCAAGUGCGGCUUACGGGUCGCACGCUGCUGCCGGGGCCUGGUGGGGGCAACACUCCCAUUCAGUGCACACAGCCGGUGCUGCCAUGUACGAGGACCCCACCGGAGGCCACACAGGUGUUGGAGGAAGGAGUCCACCGUCCCUACAGAAUACCACCCACAGCACAAACCAUAUCGUACAGCAGCAACAACAGCAGCAGGCCCAACAACAGGCCGCAGCACAACAGGCACAGCAACAACAGCAGCAGCAGGCACCCCCUCAGGUGCCACCCCAAGCCCCAUCCCAGCAGACUAAUUCCUCCAGCACUGGUCCACAGAACAGCUCGGUCGUGUCCUCCCAAACGCAGAUCGUGGCUCCUUCAACGGCCAGCGAAUCACCUGCCAGUGUGAGCUCACAACCUUCAGGCCCUAUUCAUAUACCAGCAAAACGUCCAGCGUUCGAAACGGAUUCGUCCCGCCUGAGGCACUCGUAUCCGUGGGGUUACGACUCGGGGGCCGACUCGGCCUACCAUCCGCAGUACCCGUACGGCCUGGGGGCCGACAUCAAGCCGAUGUACUACCCGGGCUACCCGACCGAUGCCAACUUUCAGCCACACCCCUACUACCCAAAGUACGAACCGGACGCGUACAUCGCCUCCACCGAGCGAUCCCGGGGCGUAACGGCGGAUGCACCUUCACUUCAAUCCAGCUACGAUACCUACAACACCCCCGGUCUGCGGCCGUACUCCAGCGAAACAUAUCCCAAUCCUGUAGGUUCGAGCAUUUCGGUGGGGGUAAGCGGAGUAGGAUCCUGUACGCCGUCCAAUCCGCUCGAGUGGACCGGCAACGUGACGGUGCGGAAGAAGCGAAAACCCUACUCCAAGUUCCAGACGCUCGAGCUGGAGAAAGAGUUCCUAUUCAAUGCCUACGUUUCCAAGCAGAAGCGAUGGGAGCUGGCCCGGAAUUUGAACCUGACUGAGCGGCAGGUGAAAAUAUGGUUCCAAAACCGGCGGAUGAAGAACAAGAAGAACUCCCAGCGGCAGCAGGCUCAGUCCAACAACAGCAGCAGUAGCAACUCGAGCCACAACCACGCCCAGCAGCAGUCCCAUCACAAUCCGCACCACCUGAACCUAGGUCUCGGAAUGCCCCUGCACGGGUCCAAGAUGCAUCAGUGACCCUUGGAGCACCCCCUCCAGGACGACACCAGUGGACAGCAGCUGAAGAUGGAAAUGUGUGACGUCCCGACUGCUCCGAUGUGCAGCCACAUUCCGCACCCGCAUCUGAUCAACUAUCACCACUAGAUUCCGGGUGAGGCGGAGGAUCGACCAUCGGAGCACCCCUUGAUAAUACGUAACAAAUGCGCUAAUUGGAUAAAUGAAAUGAAAUAAAACAAACCCAAGCAUCCAGGCCACCAGUACUAAAAAGCUUGUCCAGUGUGUGUCGUCGUUGUGCGAAAAGUGGAUUACUGAUAAAAAAUUAAACUAAUUCAAAGAAAAAAUCAUAUGACUUGUAAAUAGUACAAUUAAGUUAAAUCGAGUGAGGAAAGGAAGGGAACGCGAUUCUCUGUCCUUUUAGGGAACUGAUAUCUCUAAAAAAAUAAUCGGACGAAGAGAAAAACCAUAAGCCCAGUAAAGUUAGUGAAUAUCUAGGAUUUGACAAAAUUCAUUGAUUGAAAAAAAAACGUGGAAAAUCGUAAGAAAAGGAAAAUUUUAUUUCCUCGGUUAUAGGUUAACGUACAAGUUACAACAAAAAAAAAAAAAAAUAAGAAAAUCUCGUAGAAAUCAUGGAUCAAACAUUGUGAAAAUGGCAUGAAGGCAAAAAAGUAUGUGAUCAUUAUUUUAGUUGUGUAGUAUUCGUCGCCCUUCGCAUCACGGUGUUUCAGUUCCCCCCAUCCACCCAUCCAACCCAUAUUUCUCCCUCCGUUCCUCGUUCGUUCGCCACAGCUCUAGCGUGCACUUUCAGCUCCGGUUUUUGCUCAGUUUUUACCUUCGUUGGUUGGGGUUUGACAUCGAGAAGAAGCGUAUGCCCCCUCUGGGGGAGAGCGCGUCAGGUUUCGGUGUCGAGCGUUAGUUGAAAUUCUGUCGAUAAAAGAAACAAGCAGAAGACUCUUGUAUUAGUUUUAUAAUAUGAGUUACAAUUAGAGAUGUUUAUCGAAAAGUACGUUCACUCUGUCUCGCAUUUUUUUAGUUGUUGUUGGAUGCCUUAUUUUCACCUUCGUACCAGUGACGGUUUAGGACUAUAUUUAUUUCCCAGUUGCUGUUUAUGCCUGUUGCAAACACAAUAAUCAAACGCCCAUUUGUUGAUUUUUUGAACAGUCGGUGGAUCGCUUUUUAUUUGUUAGGUUGAUUUUAGGCAAACUAAACUGUGUUCCGUUGAAAAUCUAUUUUUGCUCACACAAUCACACACAAAUACAAGCUAGUGAUUAUUAUUUUCAGUUGAAGAAUAGAAAACCAAAAGAAUCAAAAUGAUCAUUGAUAACUGCCCUAGCGUUUCGUUUUCCUUUUUGCAAGUUGCAGUUGUUUUAAAGGUUUUUUUUUCUAUUCUUAUAUAAUUUUAGAAUGACUACCGGGAUGAUUGCAAAUCUUUUUACGUUGAAAAUAACGUAUGAUUAUUUAUGUAUUUUUAUUUGUACAUAUACAGUAAAAUCAACAAUUUUUGGAUCUAAGAUUGAUAGUUAAGUGAUAAGGAUACUAGUGCUAAAAUAAAGUAAAAUGUGUCUCCAGACGAUAGAAAAAUUGUAAAACACUGAGCAAGAGCAGACAUUCUAUUUCUUAAUAUAAAACAUCAAAACCAGUUUUGAAAUUAUAAAAUGUGCUCAAAUUUUCAUAAAGCAAAACAAACAUAACUUAAGUAAUGACAAUGAUAUUAAGAGCGAAAAAUCAUGUUUAACUAGACAAAACAAAAGUCAAGCAUAAUAUCGUACUGUGUAAAAUCCAGUUUCUAUCUACACCCAUUAGUGACGUUAUUCUCUAUUCUGCCACCAAAUAGAUUCAGUUUUCAAUCCGUACUAGAAAAUUGGACAUAGCGCCCAGUUAUUUCGACUAGAAAGAAACUUCUCAAACGAAUUUCAAACACUUUUAUACCUAUCGGAAAUAGAUGAGUCUUUUCCCCUUAGUUGAAAUCAACAGUUGGAUUAACUUAUCGGAACAAACCAACCGAAUCAUGUAAAUAGAACGUUUGUGCGAUAGCUAAAUCUCAGAAAACUCAAAGCUACCCAAUAAUUUCCUGCAAAUUGCGUGCAACAAAGGAUACAACAAAAACCAUAAAACAAUCUCUUCGAACGCCAUCCUAACGAGUUGGUGAACGUGCAAGUGAAUACAAAAAAAAACUAAUUGCUGAAUAAAUAAUAAACCAUGAUCAGAGAAUAACGCAAAUGUAAUGAAAGAACAUUUUAACUAUUGUAAUUUAAAAUUAAUUAGUUUUAAAAUAAUGACUUUAAAUAAACGUAUUAAUAUAUUAAA